AUGUCAGCGGCAAGCAAAGAAAACCAACUCAGACUGCCAAGUGCUAAUGGUUCAGGAAGCUUUCAGAAUCUACCAGACAUAGCAUCUCUUUGUCCAUACAACAAAUUCUGCAGAUCUUCUCCAAUAAAGGAAAUUACAAGAACAGACCAGGAGCCAUGUUGUGAGAAAUGUUCUUGCGAUUAUGACUGCCUCGAGAUCGGGAGCUGCUGUCCCGAUAUGCCUUUAGCUGGUUUUGUAAAACCAAAAUAUCCUUGCAUUCCUUUGUCGCAUUUCGGAAAAGACGCAGUAGUUUUGUAUGACCGUACUUCAUAUCAUGUGAUAACUGACUGCUUGGACAUGGUCAAGGCUAUAGCAUACCCAAAAUGCUUCCAACCGAGUGAGGUUCAAGAUUUUGUGAUUGUUUCGGAUCCAAGAAAUGGUAGGGUCUAUAGAAAUAAACAUUGCGCAGAAUGUAAUGACGUUCAGAACUACGUGAACUGGAAGCUACGCGUACAGUGUCCAGACAUGUCUCAGUUAGGGUAUGUGGAAAAUGACAAAGACAGAGAAAAAUAUCUAAUGGAAAACUGUUCAUUAUUACCUCUUCCACUAGAGGCACGCUCGGCGGAUAUGUCACGUUGUGUCCAAGAUUCAGAUGUUAUCUCAACAUGUAACGUGACAGGAAACUGGGACCAAUAUGACAGAGGGAUAGAGGAAGCUUGUAUGAAAACCAGGGAGGACCAAAAUGCAUUAUUCACUAAUUACAUAGUGGAUAUAGGAAUAUAUAAAUACUUUGCAAGUGUAUAUUGCUAUAUUUGUAACGUUGCAAAACAUUUAAAGAAGAUUGAUGUCUGUGAAAUCGAUAAUGACAAAAAAUAUAGGUCUGGUAGUGUAUCUUCUUUAUCCGCCAUCCUUGUCACCAAAAUGUGGGAAGAUAAUACAGCCAUAUCAAAUUCCCGUUGCAAAUCAACAGAUAUAUGGGAUCAAUAUAGGAAAAUAUGCAGACCUCUCAUAUGUCCAUUUGGCAAGUAUCCUGUACACGGAAGAUGCAAAGACACGUUUAGUAAUUUAGAGGGAUACACAGUUGCUAUACACUUUGAAGUAAUAUUUCUCGUUGGAAGUAUGGCUGCAAACAGGGACCUUCUGCACGUUCUCGAAAGUCGUUUCUUUCGGGAACUAGGAACCGAACUUACAUGUGGAAGAUGCUAUUCCGCCUUAUUGAUUGAGAAUGAUCCAUCUUCAACAAUUUUCUUGAGAUUAGAAAUAUUUUCAACAGACACAUGCUCAUAUGAUACCAUGUUAAAGAGGAUCCAAAAGAUAGCUUUCAAGAAGAAAAUGUAUCUCAAAUUUAAGCAUGAAGGUCAACAGUUUCGAGUUGAAAUGAGACUGAUAUUCAAAGAAAUUUUUAGGAAUGACGUGUAUGAUUCACCGGCGGAAAAGAACUAUGUAUUUUGUAUCCGUGUGAAUAUUAUAGACUCUUCCAUUUUCCAAUACUGCCCACGAAUCAAGUUGACAAAAGAUGAGGCUAAUAACUUAGGCAUUUUCAACGUCUCGGAAAACUCUCUAACAGAUUCCUCGCCAGCAAGCGAUACCAAUCUUGAAAUUCAGGAAGUCUGUGUAGACACCUACUUUAUCGCAAACAAAGCAAGAUCAGGAGCAAUUUCAGCUUAUCCGUGUGAUAUUUGUGAUACAAAAGUGAUGUGGUUUCAAUUUCUGUCCGUUUUGAUUGGUUACGUAUCUGUAAUACUAUAG
Molecule: messenger RNA, 1728 nt
Organism: Mercenaria mercenaria
Lineage: Eukaryota; Metazoa; Mollusca; Bivalvia; Venerida; Veneridae
Exons: 4
Coding region: 1-1728 (575 amino acids)
Source: RefSeq, a predicted model, not a curated record